Messenger RNA from Nannospalax galili (Upper Galilee mountains blind mole rat), 3797 nucleotides. It is a transcript of the gene Abce1, whose product is annotated as ATP binding cassette subfamily E member 1. Gene Ontology annotation, biological process: ribosomal subunit export from nucleus; translational termination; translational initiation. The transcript is spliced from 18 exons. The coding region runs from base 174 to 1973 and encodes 599 amino acids. Gene Ontology annotation, molecular function: ATP hydrolysis activity; ATP binding; ribosomal small subunit binding. The record is from RefSeq and is a predicted model, not a curated record. Lineage: Eukaryota; Metazoa; Chordata; Mammalia; Rodentia; Spalacidae.
AGCGCAGUACGCGCUCAUGCCUUUCCCGAGGCGUCUGGCUGGGCACCGCCAUUUUGGCCGGUGGCGGUGCGAACACGCUGUGAGGCUGAGACGGCAAGGCCAGCGGUGUUCUGCACGCCCGGCUGCGAGGGGACCGCUGUCUCCAGAAGAGCUGGAUAAUCAUUUUUACAAUUAUGGCGGACAAAUUAACAAGAAUUGCUAUUGUUAACCAUGACAAGUGUAAACCUAAGAAAUGUCGACAGGAGUGCAAAAAAAGUUGCCCUGUGGUUCGAAUGGGAAAAUUAUGUAUAGAGGUUACACCCCAGAGCAAAAUAGCAUGGAUUUCUGAAACUCUUUGUAUUGGUUGUGGUAUUUGUAUUAAGAAAUGCCCCUUUGGCGCCUUAUCAAUUGUCAAUUUACCAAGCAACUUGGAAAAAGAAACAACACAUCGAUAUUGUGCCAAUGCCUUCAAACUUCACAGAUUGCCUAUCCCUCGUCCAGGUGAAGUUUUGGGAUUAGUUGGAACUAAUGGUAUUGGAAAGUCAACUGCAUUAAAAAUUUUAGCAGGAAAGCAAAAGCCAAACCUUGGAAAGUAUGAUGAUCCGCCUGACUGGCAAGAGAUUUUGACUUAUUUCCGUGGAUCUGAAUUACAAAAUUACUUUACCAAGAUUCUAGAAGAUGACCUAAAAGCCAUUAUCAAACCUCAAUAUGUAGACCAAAUUCCCAAGGCUGCAAAGGGGACAGUGGGGUCUAUUUUAGACCGAAAAGAUGAAACAAAGACACAGGCAAUUGUAUGUCAGCAACUUGAUUUAACUCACCUAAAAGAACGAAAUGUUGAAGAUCUUUCAGGAGGAGAAUUGCAGAGAUUUGCUUGUGCUGUCGUUUGCAUACAAAAAGCUGAUAUUUUUAUGUUUGAUGAACCAUCCAGUUACCUAGAUGUCAAACAGCGCUUGAAGGCUGCUAUUACUAUUCGAUCUCUAAUAAAUCCAGAUAGAUAUAUCAUUGUGGUGGAGCAUGAUCUAAGUGUAUUAGAUUAUCUCUCUGACUUCAUCUGCUGUUUAUAUGGUGUACCAAGUGCUUAUGGUGUUGUCACUAUGCCUUUUAGUGUAAGAGAAGGCAUAAACAUCUUUUUGGAUGGCUACGUUCCAACAGAAAAUUUGAGGUUCAGAGACGCAUCACUUGUUUUUAAGGUAGCUGAGACAGCAAAUGAAGAAGAAGUUAAAAAGAUGUGUAUGUAUAAGUAUCCUGGGAUGAAGAAAAAGAUGGGAGAGUUUGAGCUAGCAAUUGUAGCUGGAGAGUUUACAGAUUCUGAAAUCAUGGUGAUGCUCGGAGAAAAUGGUACAGGUAAAACAACAUUUAUUAGAAUGCUUGCUGGAAGGCUUAAACCUGAUGAAGGAGGAGAAGUACCUGUUCUAAAUGUCAGUUACAAGCCACAGAAAAUCAGUCCCAAAUCAACAGGAAGUGUUCGCCAGUUACUACAUGAAAAGAUCAGAGAUGCUUACACACAUCCACAAUUUGUGACUGAUGUAAUGAAGCCUCUGCAAAUUGAAAACAUCAUUGAUCAAGAGGUACAAACAUUAUCUGGUGGUGAACUUCAGCGAGUAGCUUUAGCUCUUUGUUUGGGCAAACCUGCUGAUGUCUAUUUAAUUGAUGAACCGUCUGCAUAUUUGGACUCUGAACAAAGAUUGAUGGCAGCCCGGGUUGUCAAACGUUUCAUACUCCAUGCGAAGAAGACAGCUUUUGUUGUGGAGCAUGACUUCAUCAUGGCCACCUAUCUAGCAGAUCGAGUUAUUGUUUUUGAUGGUGUUCCAUCUAAGAACACAGUUGCAAACAGUCCUCAGACACUUUUGGCUGGGAUGAAUAAAUUUUUGUCUCAGCUGGAAAUUACAUUCAGAAGAGAUCCAAACAACUAUAGACCACGAAUAAAUAAACUCAACUCAAUCAAGGAUGUAGAACAAAAGAAGAGUGGAAACUACUUUUUCUUGGAUGACUAGACUGACUCUGAGUCUCAAUAAGCCAUUUAUUUCCUGGGAUUUUUAUCAUAUAAAACUUUAAUCAGGUUUCAUGGCCCCACAUACUCUGGAGCUUGAAAGUAUGAUUUUUCUUAAGUGACAUCAGAAGCCAGUUUUAUUGUAAAUUAGCCUAAGAACUUUUUCUGUUCUUAAGGAUAAAGCCCUUUUUAUGCAUAGUAUGCUAAAAUGAAGACUAAUUUCAAACUAUACAAAUUACUUCCAAGUUUUUGUGAUCUGGGAAGAUUUUCAAUUCAUGUAUCAUAUUCAUGUACCAAAUGCUUAUUAGUGUUGGCCCCGUUUAAAAAUCUUGAAUAAGAUCUGUACUUACCUGGUUUGCCAAAUAAUGGUAGCAUAAUGAAAUUGCCCUAUUUUAUAAGGCAGGCAGAUCAUACUGAUGAAGCUUGAUAAACAUUGGAAUUAUAUUUGCUAUGUUAUUAAUAUUUGCACGCUUCCAAUUUAGAUUGUCUACUACAAAACACCAUUGUUGGAAGAUAGGUGUUUGCUGCCAACUUACAAAUUGUUUUUAAUGAGCUUUUGGUGCUUUUGAACAUCUGUCAAAAAAUUAUUUCAAUGCCCUAACUUUAACUAUGGAUUUUUCAGUUUUCACAUUCUAUAAUUGUCAUUUUGUAAGCAUAAAUUUAAUCACUACUGACCAAGAUUUAGGAAGAAAAAAAAAACAUUUCUAAAGAAUAUAUGCUUCCUUUGAACUGCCGUGUCUGCUCAUGCCGGGGAGAUGGCUCAGUCAGUAAAAUGCUGGCUGCACAAAACCCGCAUGGACCCACGGUGCCGACUUAAAUACUGGCCAUGGCAUACUAGGCAGAUCCCAGAGCUCACUGGCCGGCCACCCUAGCAGGACUCUAAACUCUGGGUUCCAUGAGACCUUGUCUCAAAAACUAAGGAGGAAAGCGAUUGAGGAAGAUACCGGACAUCCUCUGACCUCUACAUGCAUAUGUGCACACCCACUUGCACACAAGAGGGAAAAAAACUACAUACUCAACAUCUUUACAGUUGGUGCCUAAGUAUCUGGAUUUUAGUGGGGUUUUCUGUGUAGUCAAGGGGUGACUGAAUUUCUUUCUGAUCAUCCUGUCCCACCAAGUGUGCUGGGUGUAUGCGGUGUUGGAGCUUCAUGCAUGCGAGGCAAGCACUCUACAACUGAGCUCCACCCCAGCUGUGUGUUUUUAUAUGGACUACAGAUUUUCUAUCAGGCAACCAAGGACAACCUUAAAACCACUUCUCCACUGAAUGCAAGAAGAAGCAAUACAAUGUGUCCAGUGCUCCCAUACAUACUCAUUUCUAAGUUUGAGCACCAGGACGUUAUCCAGUCCUUACAAAUAUGCUGAUGGAAUUAACUUACAAGGAAGAGGAUUUAUGAUUAAUAAUGAAGCAGGCCAGAGAAGAAAAUCGAAUUAUUUGACAAGAUCUUAACAUACAACCUCGAAAAGAACCUUUGUUUUAACUGGACCCCCUUAGACCUAAAAACGAAUUUAUAUGAAUAAUGCAUAAAUAUGUUGUAAAAGAAUUAAAAUAUACAGAAGUAUAUGGAAUAAAAUAUCCAUUACCCUUCUCAGAGAUUACCAGUGUUUGGUUAUUCUUUAUGUUUCUAUGCACUUAAUUAGUGUGAACAAGCAAAGGGUUUAUUUUUACCUAAGUGGGAUUAUAUUAAUGUAAGUGAUUCUGUUUACAGGCAGGUUAAAUUUGUGGUUAUUUCAGAUACACUGAAUGAGACAAUGUUUUUAUUUACUGAUUUCUUAUCCUGUUCUAAAGAAGAAAACAUGUUAAAAUAAAAGCAAAGUUCUUUCAACUUAA